Asterias rubens (European starfish) is the source of this 1783-nucleotide messenger RNA. RefSeq names its product mesotocin receptor-like. Gene Ontology annotation, biological process: G protein-coupled receptor signaling pathway. The record is from RefSeq and is a predicted model, not a curated record. Gene Ontology annotation, molecular function: peptide binding; G protein-coupled receptor activity. Gene Ontology annotation, cellular component: membrane. NCBI's taxonomy places the organism in Eukaryota, Metazoa, Echinodermata, Asteroidea, Forcipulatida, Asteriidae. Bases 451 to 1740 code for a protein of 429 amino acids. The transcript is spliced from 3 exons.
GACCAACCGUCGCCAGUCGCUCCAAUGUGCUUGCGCUGGAUUAAUUUCAUUACUUGAAUACUGAUGUGUCUGCGAACGAGUUGCGCAGAGAGCCGCACGGGGGGAAACAAAUCUGCGCUGCGCCCCGAGCGGAGCCUAAGAGCUAGGACGGCGGGGAGGGGGAACUGUUUUAUGAGUGAUGUACAUGGAAACUGUCCCAAAGUCAAAAGGUUGCAGUUUAACGGACGACGGUAGCUUGUUAGACAUUGCUACACGCAGGAGGAAGCAAGGUUUAGCGGGGACGAAGUGCCACAACCACCCCGCGGCUACUACUGGUCAACGAUCACUCUGCCCAAACUGAUAUUACUUGUGAGAGUGAGGCUACUGUUACUCUCCAAACAGGACCUCGACUUUCUGAAGCACAGAUUAAUUGAGCAAGGACUACCACUUGGAUCUAAUGUCUGCCGAUCUAUGAUACCUCCAGGAGCCACCCACCAACUCAACAUGACUGAAGCUGGGUACGCGCUCGAGAGCUCUAACCUGACAACAGAUGGCGCUAUACUCAGAACAACACCAGCAAAUGUACCCACGUCGAAAAACGUUCACCACGCUGGGACGCGUAUCAUAGUCCUUUUCGUGCUUUUCUUCAUGGGUGUCAUCGGAAACUGUCUUGCUCUCCUUUGGAUUUGGAACAAUCGCAAGAGGAGAUCACGGGUCAACAGGAUCGUGCUGGGAUUGGCCACAGCAGACUUCUGUGUCUGUAUUUUCAACAUUUUGGUAUCCGUUAUAUACGAACUGCAGGAAUACCGCUGGUAUGCGGGUAACGUUGGGUGCAAGACCAUCAUGGCUAUGCAGACUGCAUCACUGAUUGCCUCCAGCUUCAUGCUGGUGAUCAUGGCCAUAGACAGGCACCAGGCUAUUCGUGCACCCCUCAAGGAGGGGUUCUCAGUCAAGAAGAUGAUGAUUCUCGGCUGGGGGCUGGCCGCCCUAUUCUCCGUGCCCCAGUUCUUCGUGUGGGAACUCCAACACCGGGGGUUCGAUACAUGCCGAACCAACCUGAAUCAGACGCCGGACAAACGGUUGAUUUACAUCACCUUUGGUGCCCUGAUAACGUUUUUCUUCCCGUUCGGCAUCAUCACCGUAGCCUACAUCCGACUCUCCAAGAAGAUAUGGGACAAGGCUCGUGAGACUUCGGGCAAACCGCGAAGCGUGAAUAAGAAGAAGAAGAUGCACCUUCAGAGCACCGGCUCGUCCUCGCUCAACAGAGCCAAGAUAAAGACACUCAAAAUGAGCGCCGUUAUAAUCAUCAUGUUUGUCCUUUGCGGGCUACCGUACUUCGCCGUGGAAAUGAUACGCAGCUAUAAUCUCGACAAGGGCACGAUAAACCCCGAGAUUUACGGGAUCUUCGGGAUCUUCGCCGUGUCCAACUCGGCCGUUAAUCCGUACGUGUUCCUGUGGUUCAACAAGCGCACCAAAUGUUUGAAGCUGAUGAGGAUAGGGCCGCCGGAUGACAAGAACCCGAAGAAGCGACGCGUGGGAUCGCGAGGUGCGUCCACGUCCAGUUACUCACCGGACGACACCACCAAAACCAUGAUCGAUACUAAAUUAUGGGCCGCCAAAUCGGACAAUAACCACGCAGAGGUCCGUAACAACCACGUUAACCAUACUACUGACAUUCGAAUGGAUCCAAUUCGUGAAGACUGCAGUACGGAGUGCACGACGGCUAACGUUACACGCUUUGAUCUGAACAGUAACGUGUAACUGCAUCAUGCCGUCGGUUUCACCAAACUCUUCCUAACUUAGG